AUGGGUAUGAAGAACCGACACCAACAGAGGCUGAAGAAGAAGGAGAUCACAGAUGCUGGAGUUCUCGGGAUGAUUCAAAGUGGAGUCUCUCUAUCCAUCUUCCCAAGGAUUAUGAGAGCUAAAACAUCGAAAGAAGCCUGCAGUAUCCUACAACAAGUGUUCGAAGGAGACUCAAAGGUGCGAACGUUGAAGUUUCAAUCUCUUAAGAGAGAUUAUGAAAAUGAAAGGAUGAAGGAGAACGAGAUCCUGAACGAAUACUUCAACAGACUCUCCGAGUUGGUGAAUCAGAUGAAGUCGCAUGGUGAUACGAUAGAAGAUCGCAGAAUUGUUGACAAAAUUCUAAUUAGUUUGAAAGCAAGAUUUGACCCAAUGGUGGUUGUGAUGGAAGAAAUUAAGGAUCUAUCAACCUUGACUGCUCAAGGGUUGAUGGGGUUUUUGAGAUCCUACGAACAAAGGAUGUUACGACAUUCUGAAAAAUCAAUUGAGAGUGCUUUUCAAUCUAAACUCAACAUUCAGCCCAACAAUGGUGAAAAUAAGCCCCAAAUACAAACUAGAGGUGAGUCUUCUAGAGGUGGCAGAUUUGGAAGAGGCAAAGGCAGAGGUCGAAACUCACGUGGCAUAUCUAGAAGAAGCACAAAUGGCGGAAGAUGGAAUGAAGCAUCAAACACUCAUGACGAGGAGGACUGUUGGAACAAAGGCAAACCGCAAUGCCAUAAUUGCAAGAGAUUCGGGCACCUUCAAAAGGAUUGUCGUCUUGCAAAUCAGCAACAUGCUUCGUACGCAGAAGGAGAAUCUGAUGAAGGAAAUUUGUUUUUUGCUAGUCAAAAAGCAUUGCAUGAAGAAGGUAAAAAUGUUUGGUAUUGGGACAGCGGCUGUAGCAACCAUAUGACCGGACAAAAGGAAGCAUUCAUAAACAUUGAUUCUUCUUUCGGCUCAAAAUUUAAAUUUGGCAAUGGAGACAUGUCGAAGUGA
This is a messenger RNA of Vicia villosa (hairy vetch), 972 nucleotides long. RefSeq lists its product as uncharacterized. The transcript has a single exon. NCBI's taxonomy places the organism in Eukaryota, Viridiplantae, Streptophyta, Magnoliopsida, Fabales, Fabaceae. The record is from RefSeq and is a predicted model, not a curated record. The coding region runs from base 1 to 972 and encodes 323 amino acids. Gene Ontology annotation, molecular function: zinc ion binding; nucleic acid binding.